AUGGAACGACAUGCUAUAGACGUACCUAUUUGGUAUAGCAGCAAGGAGCGAGUCCGCACAGAACAUGAUGUAGAUUAUGAAACAGAUUCUACGACGUCGGAGGGCUCUGCAGUCGAGACAGAUGAAGAUGCAGUCACUUUUCGACCCGCCGCGAAAGCCAACGUACACCAAAUUUCGUAUCUUCUCUUCAUGUCCCGUCUCCCUCCUCUUCUACGGUCUAUUUGUAUCCAUCAGAAGCAAAAUCCAUUUUCAUACUGUCAUCGACACGUAUCAAGUCAAGAAAAACCUGAAACACCCGCGUACACAAGUGAUGACCUCGAGACCUUUCGAAGACGACGCAAAACAGACUGGAAACGGAGACAAGGAGGGCAAUCAUUUCUCGAUAAUGUCAUAGUGACAGUUAGAGGAGGAACGGGAGGUUCUGGCUGCGCCGCGUUCCACAGAGAAAAGUUCAAACCUUUCGGUCCACCUUCCGGAGGGGACGGCGGGCGCGGAGGAGACGUGUACAUACUCCCAACUUCGACUCUCACAACGCUAAGCACCGUGCCCAAGAAGGUCAGAGGUGAAAACGGCGCUCACGGGCAGGGGACGUGGCAGAAUGGCAAAGCCGGGGCACCGUACGUGAUAAAAGUGCCUGUUGGGACAGUCGUUAGACAGCUUCCUUGGGACGACCCGCGACGGGCGAAGGACGCUUGGGAGUCAGAGGAAGAGUCGUUGCAGGGCCUGUCUCCCUCUGAGAAACGCGAAAAAAUGCGGGAUAAACGAUGGGUGCAUUAUCCUGAACACCACGAUGUGAAUAUCGAACGAGACUCGUUCUUAGAGGCGGAGGAGGCAUAUUACAAUUCUGAGAGGGUACGGAGGUACGAAAGCAGAAGAAAAGCUAUGGAAGAACCGAUCUACCUCGACCUCGACAAAGAGGAAAUUUUUGAAAAACCUGUCAAUGCACCACUUGGCACGCGACAUCGAGAAAACCUAGGUCAUCUCGUUGCUUCGGGCGGCCUUGGGGGGCUAGGAAACCCUCACUUCGUAUCUGCCGAGAACCGUUCACCCAAAUUCGCAACGCGAGGAAUCGAAGGCGAGCGAGUGACACUCUCCCUGGAGCUAAAACUGCUAGCCGACAUCGGCCUCGUUGGGAUGCCAAACGCCGGCAAAAGCACAUUACUUCGAGCCCUCACAGGCGGACGGGCGAAGAGCGAAGUCGCGUCAUACGCCUUCACGACACUGAACCCCGUCGUUGGAAUCGUGCGCGUAGCAGAAGACGGCACAUUCGAAGGCUCCAUCUCCGGGCAAACAGUGCACGAGGAAACAUGGAAAGAGGAACUCGAAGAACAAGAAAAGAUCGAGCGAGGCGACUACGCCAUGUCUCCUACGCGAAACCAGAUCACAGAGGAGCUCCCCGCCAACUUAACAUCUCCGCUGAAACCAGGCCACCACUUUGACGUCUUCGAGACGUUCCGGUUCACCAUUGCGGAUAACCCUGGACUCAUUUCUCGCGCGUCAGAAAAUGUCGGUUUGGGUCAUGCGUUCUUGCGUUCUAUGGAGCGAUCACUGGCGCUUGUAUACGUCGUAGAUUUCUCCAUGGAAAAGCCCUGGGACGAGCUUUCCGUACUUCGAGACGAGCUGGAAAAGUAUCAGCCCGGAAUGAGCGAGAAGGCUAGGCUUGUGCUUGCCAAUAAAGCAGACCUCCUGGCUAGUGACGGGGACCCAGCCGCUGUUGAACAGGCUAAAGAGAAACUCAGGGUUCUUGAAGAGUAUGUUACGACGUCUAUGACGCUGCCUGACGGGCGACUAUUGGAUGUAGUUCCGAUAUCGGCCAAAUUUAGUCAAAAUCUGCGCAAGGUAGUCGGCUUGAUGCAGAAGUAUGUUGAAGAAGAAAGGGAUCGUAUGGAAGAAGAAUCGGAGGCGGACCCAUAUUCAGAGUGA
This is a messenger RNA of Psilocybe cubensis, 1923 nucleotides long. RefSeq lists its product as uncharacterized. The record is from RefSeq and is a predicted model, not a curated record. NCBI's taxonomy places the organism in Eukaryota, Fungi, Basidiomycota, Agaricomycetes, Agaricales, Agrocybaceae. Gene Ontology annotation, cellular component: mitochondrion. The transcript is spliced from 6 exons. Gene Ontology annotation, molecular function: GTP binding; GTPase activity. The coding region runs from base 1 to 1923 and encodes 640 amino acids.